AGCUAGCUAGCAAGUGCCCGGCCGCCUGUAAGUUGUUUCGAUCGAUCGGAAUUAAUCAUGUCCUUCAGUGAUGAUGAGCCGCCUCCUGCAAAUUCAUCAGCAGGGCCAAAGCCAAUCCAGGUCGACAGAGUGCGGCUGGUGGCGUACAGCAACAACAAGGCGCCACUGGAGGAGAACAAGCAGCAGGUGCUACUGGAGAUCACCGACACGUCUUCCACCAGCGAGCGCUGCGGGCUGGACCUCGUGGCUGUCCUGGACGUCAGCGGAAGCAUGGCCGGCGGGAAGCUCAACAAGUUGAAGACAGCCAUGAAGUUCGUCAUCAGUAAACUCGGCCCCAUGGACCGCCUCUCCAUCGUCUCCUUCUCCACCAAAGCCAAUAAGCAGUGCUCGCUGCGCUCCAUGACCGGGGCCUCCCAGGAAGAGCUGAAGGAUAUCGUUGAAAAACUGGAAGCUGGCGGCUACACCAACAUGAGAGACGGCCUCGAGACCGGCCUCAAGGUCCUCGCUGACCGCAGGUACAGCGGCGGCCGCGUCUCCAGCAUCGUUCUCAUGUCCGAUGGCCACGAGCAGGACGAGGAGGGUAAGGUCCCACAAGACAGAAGUGCUAGUGAUGCCACUAUCGGCGAUGUGGCGGUCUACACAUUUGGUUUUGGUGAAGACCACGACGCGAAGGUGCUAGGGAAGAUCGCGAGCAAAAGCCAAGGAGGAACGUUUCAUUACGUCAGGGACGAGGAGAGCCUUAGCGUGCGCUUCGCGGAGAUCCUGGCUGGCCUCCUCAGCGUCGUGGUCCAGGACCUCAAGCUCACCGUGCGGCAGCAAGGCCACUCCACGAUAGAGAAGGUGGACGCCGGGAGCUAUCAUCGUCCGCAGCCGCCGGAGUCGGACUACAACGCCCCCUCGGUCAACAUCAGCUUCGGCGAUCUCGGCAGCGGCGAAGUGCGCAAGGUUAUCGUCCACCUCCUCCUCCCUGCCGUCCACAGGGAGUACCGCGCGACUGCCAUCGUCGCCCAAUGCUCGUAUAGAACCCAUGGAAAAGCUUUCUACGCCCCUCGUGAUCACCUGAGAUGCUUUAUACACCGCACCGGAUCAGCCAGACGGGACGCCAAGAAUUCGAAGGUGGAGGCCGAGCUGGACCGUCUCCGUUACGUAAACAAGAUAGCGGAGGCGAGUGCAACGGAGGACCACAACAGCGUCCACGGCAAGCUGGAGGAGGCCCAGAAGGUCCUUGACGCUGGGCAGCCCAAUCCCAUGAUCGACAUCCUCAGGACCGAGCUGGAGCAGCUCCUCAAGCUGAAAUAUUGGAAGGACCUCUUCGCCAGCCUGCUGGCAUACAAGAUGUCGCACGAACGCCAGAGGGGCAGGCUCUUCGCCACGCCGCGCGCCAUGUGGCGCAUGCUCAAGUACACGGAGCAGGCCGACAAGUUUGACAAGGAUCCCAACAAGCCGCCGCCGUCGGUGGACGACGACGUCAAGGAGGAGGCAAAGAUGGUCAUGGAGAGCGCGCCUGUGGCGGAUCAGCCCCGGGAGCCGCGGACGCCGAGGAUCUGGGGGGUUUCACGAGAGCGCAGGAGCUCCGGGUGGGCGUGGGCGAUGGUGAUCCUGUGCACCGUGCUGGCCAUCGGCGUGAUCGUGGCUGGCGCGGCGGUAUUCGCCGUGUACAUCCUCUUCAAGCCCAAGAUGCCGUACCUGGUAGUCUCCGACGCGCAGCUGCGGCUGCUUCAGUACGACCAGGAGGGCACCAUCCAGUCCCUGCAGAUGUCCAUCACCAUACUGGCAGAGAACAACAAUUCCAAGGCGGACGCCUCCUUUUUCCGCGUCGACCUCGCCCUGGGGUUCCACGGCGCCGACGUGGCGCUGCUGCGGGCGGAGCCGUUCGUGGUGGCGCGGGAGAACUCCCUGCCGCUGCAGUACAACGUGGUGUCGGCGGGCCGGGCGCUGGACCCUGAUGGGAUGCAGGCUAUGGAUGAGUCGCUCAAGGCUGGCGUGGUGCCGUUCGACCUGUUCGGCAAGGCGCGCACACGGUGGAAGGUGGGCGUCUUCGUCAAGCUCCGGUUUUGGACGCGCAUCUCGUGCCGCCUCCGCUUCUUCUUCCCUGGCAACGGCACCGUCAUGCCCACCGAUCGCGACAGAUGCCGCUCCAGGUCGCCGUAGCACUCAGUGCUCCUCCUCUGCCAUCCAUCGAUGAUUCGUUCCUUCAUUGUACUUGUAUCAAACGGAACACAUAUACACUUAACCUGCCAAUAUUUCAU
Phragmites australis (common reed) is the source of this 2249-nucleotide messenger RNA. Its product is annotated as E3 ubiquitin-protein ligase WAV3-like. Lineage: Eukaryota; Viridiplantae; Streptophyta; Magnoliopsida; Poales; Poaceae. Bases 58 to 2151 code for a protein of 697 amino acids. The record is from RefSeq and is a predicted model, not a curated record. The transcript has 4 exons.